Messenger RNA from Tremella mesenterica DSM 1558, 1962 nucleotides. RefSeq lists its product as uncharacterized. The transcript has 8 exons. The coding region runs from base 102 to 1847 and encodes 581 amino acids. The record is from RefSeq and is a predicted model, not a curated record. Lineage: Eukaryota; Fungi; Basidiomycota; Tremellomycetes; Tremellales; Tremellaceae. Gene Ontology annotation, cellular component: cytoplasm. Gene Ontology annotation, molecular function: sulfate adenylyltransferase (ATP) activity; ATP binding; adenylylsulfate kinase activity. Gene Ontology annotation, biological process: sulfur amino acid metabolic process.
AAAAGCAGGACAUUGUCGCUCUACCUUCAUCAUCUACCCAUCUCUUUACCCACAAGUUGUCUUUCAGUCACAAACUACAACAACAUACUUGCGUAAUCGUCAUGGCCAAUACACCUCACGGUGGAAUUCUCAAAGACCUCGUAGCUCGUGAUGCUCACCGUCACGAUGAACUCGUAGAGCAAGCUAGAAAUCUUAAAGAUAUCUUCUUGACAGAGCGUCAACUAUGUGAUCUCGAGUUGAUCCUCAAUGGUGGUUUCUCCCCUUUGGAGGGAUUCAUGACUGAAGUUGACUACAUCUCCGUUCGAGACACUCUACGACUUGCUCCCGUUAACGGCCAACAUCAGGGUAUCGUCUUUCCCAUUCCUAUCACCCUCGACGUCUCCGAGGAAGACAUCAUGAUUUUGAGUUUGGAGAAGGGUGUUAGGGUAGCUUUGCGUGAUCCGAGAGAUGAAGCCGCAUUAGCUAUAUUGACUGUGGAGGACAUUUACAAACCUGACAAGCACCUCGAGGCAGAGGCCGUGAUGGGUGCAGAUGAUCUCGCCCAUCCAGCCGUCACUUAUCUCCACAAGCAUACUCAGGAUUAUUAUGUGGGAGGAAAGAUAGAGGCUAUACAGAAACCUACGCACUAUGACUAUGUCGCUUUACGAUACACUCCAUCCGAACUCCGAGCUCACUUUCACAAACUCGCUUGGAGAAAAGUAGUCGCCUUUCAAACUCGUAAUCCCAUGCAUCGAGCUCAUCGAGAGCUCACAGUUCGUGCGGCUCGUCAACGUCGUGCCAACGUUCUUAUUCAUCCCGUGGUAGGACUCACCAAACCUGGCGAUGUGGAUCAUUACACUCGUGUGAGAGCAUAUCAGGCUCUUAUGCCUUCUUAUCCAGAAGGAAUGGCUCAUUUGGCUUUGUUACCACUUGCUAUGCGUAUGGCUGGACCGAGGGAGGCUUUGUGGCAUGCUAUCAUAAGGAAAAACUAUGGAGCUACGCAUUUCAUCGUGGGGAGGGAUCAUGCUGGACCCGGGAAGAAUUCACAAGGCAAGGAUUUCUAUGGACCUUACGACGCUCAAGCACUCGUAGCGCAAUUCAAAGAUGAAUUAUCGAUUGAAAUGGUUCCUUUCCAAGCUAUGACUUAUCUCCCCGGUUCAGACGAAUAUCAACCAGUGGACGAAGUACCAAAAGGAACUCCGACAGCCGAUAUCUCAGGGACGGAAUUACGAAAACGUCUUCGGACUGGAGCUCAUAUACCAGAUUGGUUUUCGUAUGAUGGAGUUGUGAAAGUCCUUAGGGAGUCUUAUCCUCCUCGACCCAAGCAAGGGUUUACCAUCCUCCUGACAGGUCUUCACAAUUCCGGUAAAGAUACAAUAGCCAGAGCCCUUCAAGUGACUCUUCAACAAAACGGUACUCGUUCCGUAUCCCUCCUUUUAGGCGAAGCAGUCCGUGCGGAACUUUCCCCCGAUUUAAGUCAUUCACCAGAAGACAAACAUAUCAACAUGCUCCGAAUUGGAUUCGUCGCUUCUGAACUUACAAAAGCAGGUGCUGCAGUCAUAGCAGCUCCUACUGCUCCUUAUUCUCAUUCUAGAAGAGCAUUAAAAGAUGUUGUGGUAGGAUCAGGUGGUGGGAAUUUCUUUUUGGUUUGGGUAGCUACACCAUUAGAAUGGUGUGAAAAGGUUGAUAGGAGAGGUUUGUAUAAAAGAGCAAGGGAUGGUGAGAUUAAAGGUUUUACAGGUGUUGGAGAUAAAUAUGAAGAACCGGAAGAAAAAGAUGUGGAUUUGAAAUGUGAUUUAAGAGUUGAUACAGUACCUGAAAUCGUUCAUUCAAUCAUCAUGAUGCUCGAAUCUCAGAAUCUCGUAUAAUCAAUUUUGACGUUUAACGCUGGUCGUUUUGAGAUACAUUUCGUACUUGAUUCGAACGUAUACAUCAGGCAUUUGAAUGAGACAAUGUGCAUGGGAUGUGAUUUCAUUGUUCUUU